This is a messenger RNA of Rotaria socialis, 1173 nucleotides long. The record is from the annotation of a GenBank genome assembly. Lineage: Eukaryota; Metazoa; Rotifera; Eurotatoria; Philodinida; Philodinidae.
AUGACGUAUCGUUAUCUCUCAGUACGAGAAAAUAAAGGUACACACUCGUUUAUUUUUCUUGUAAUGAUGACAAAAUGUGAGGCGCUUUUCUUCGUCUUCUUGCUGUGCAGCGUAGCUUAUGUAUCUAGCUACAAACUUCAUGAUCGAAAUUCAUUAAGAGCAACAUCAUGUGCUGGAACAACAUGGGAAUCGAACGGCAAAACAGUAGCUGGUGGUAAUGGCCCAGGCAGUGCUCUUAACCAAUUGAACUCAUCAUAUGGUAUUGUUGUUGAUUCAAAUAAUGCACUCUUUGUCAGUGACUAUUCAAAUCACCGAGUAAUUAAAUGGGAACAGGGGGCAUCACAUGGCAGUCUUCAUAUUGGAGAGCUAUGCGGGACAAAUACUAAUGAAGAAUUUUGCUAUCCUAGUGCCAUUACAUUCAACAAGGAGGGCACUUUAUUCGUCACUGUUCAGAGUGACUCGAUUGGAAGUGUGGUGUUUUUAAAAAAAGGAGCUGCAUCGUUCGAAACACUCAUUACUGUCAAUACUUCUAUUUACGGCAUAGUUUGGGAUCAGAAUGAAGAAUAUCUCUAUCUCGGGCAUCAUCGUGAGCAUCGCGUACUGAAAUAUACGAAGGACGGAAAAUUCGUGAGUGUCGUUGCUGGUGGCAAUGGUGCAGGGUCUGCUCUUGAUCAGCUUGACUAUCCUCGAGGUGUCGCAGUGGACGAGGAUGGGUCUGUCUAUGUAGCAGAUUCUAGUAAUCAUCGUAUAGUGAAAUGGAUGGUCAAUGCUAAUAAAGGAGUUAUUGUCGCAGGCGGUACCGGAAUCGGUAAUCGAACAGAUCAAUUUAAUAUACCAGGUGACAUGAUUCGAGAUAAGAGUGGGACACUUUAUGUGGUAGACAUACGUAAUCAUCGCAUCGUGUGUGUACCGGCGGGUGCACGAAACAGCAUUACUAUCGCAGGUGGUUAUGGGCAAGGUAAUGCGACCAAUCAACUGAAUAGUCCCAUCUACUUGGCGUUCGACAAUGAGGGAAGCUUGUAUGUAAGCGAUGAAAACAACUAUCGAAUUCAAAAGUUUUCAAAAACAGACACUCCAUCAAGUACUGGUGGCUAUGUGAACACUCCUUCCAAGUUGGCAUUCGCUUUUGGUUUUCUAUUGUUGAUCGUUUCAUCUGUUUGCUUUUUCAAAUAA